Molecule: messenger RNA, 2161 nt
Organism: Stegastes partitus (bicolor damselfish)
Lineage: Eukaryota; Metazoa; Chordata; Actinopteri; Pomacentridae
Product: tumor necrosis factor receptor superfamily member 12A
Exons: 5
Coding region: 245-610 (121 amino acids)
Biological process (GO): positive regulation of extrinsic apoptotic signaling pathway
Cellular component (GO): plasma membrane
Molecular function (GO): protein binding
Source: RefSeq, a predicted model, not a curated record
UGGAGUUUCCUGUGAGUCGGGGAGUGCGCACAGAGAAUCCGAGCAGUACAGUACAUAGGAAAUGACUCAUAGGAGUUGAACUGCUAGCGUGGGUGUGUGCGCUAUUAAAACAAGGCGCAGACUCCUCCGUAUGACUCACUCUGAUGCUCGCUUUUCCAUGCUGAAAACCAGCACGGAUUGUUAAUCAGAUGAACUUUCGGGAAUUGUGUAGCCGACAGCGAGCAGCUUUUUACGCGCAGACAUCAUGGCUUCGAACGCUCUUUGCGCGCUGUGCGGACUUAUUAUAGCGGCUGUGACCAGUCUCCACGGCGUGAGCGCACAGAAAAGUCAGUGUGGCAGCUCGGAGUUUUGGAACUCAGACUUGGAUGUCUGCGUUCCCUGUGCCUCAUGCAAGCAGUACCCAAAGACUCCAUCCUGCAACACAUGUAAAUCUGUCGAGGAGACGCCUGAUGUGUGGAAACUGGCGGCUAUCACCAGUUUCUCGGUGCUGGCUGUUGUGCUGGUUGGUGCUGCGUUGAUCAUCGGGGUCAUGGUGCAUCGACGCAAAUCACACAAACGACCUCUACGUGAACCCAUUGAAGAAACGGCGGGGCCACUUUAUCAAGCUUAAACAGCUCACCUCAUCUUCUUCUGGAAACAGAUGUGACAGAACCGCGGAGCGACUGAUUACGAGCCAGGCGGAGGAACCUCUGGACGAUGAACUGUAGACUCUGACUGCAGGGUGAACCCCGGCCACAAUUGGACCGUUUUAAUUUAUUAGACUGUUCGGUGGAGAGACGGGUUCAGUUCUCACCGUGGGCUCAGCCGUGACCACGGGACUUGCAGAGAGCCACUCUCCCACCGCUGUAGGAAUAGUAACAGCAUUAUACUAGUGGUAUCAUCUUUAGAAACCGUGUGCCUUUAUACUCCAAUCCAUUUUGAUCUGGAAGACCUUUGCGGGUUUUUCGGAUGUUUGAUUCAAAAAAUCUGAUACAGUCCAAGCUCCUGUAUUGUGCUGUUUUCCAGCAGGACUCCAGUGAAUGUAACACAGCUACAGCCGCCAGCUGGGCUGCAGUUUGAGCCCCUGCUAUUCAGCGGGGUUAGACGGGGUCUACGUGCUGGUCAUUUACAACAACAGCCUCUGAAAGAUAAAUCACAUGUGAGUAAGACAUACUGUUUGGCACAUUAAGGCCAUUUGAAUGUAGCUACUUCUAGGUGAAAUGUAUUCCAGCCUUGCCAGUACCUCCAUGUACCUGUUCUUUUAGUAGCCCGAUAAAGCUGUUGAUUAAGGGAGCAAACCGUACUCAUGCACUGUUACCAGGUUUCCUGAGACCAACACGGACCGCUCACUGCAGGUCUUUACAAUAUUGUCUUGUCUGUUUUUUUUUUCGUGUUACUAAGUUUUAGGAGUUUCGUCUGUUCCGAUCCCCCCCCUCUGAAUUCACAACGCCGUCCGAGCGCUCGCAGGACAGGAUGCUUGAAACACUAGACUCACGAUCCCAAACUGCUAACACGUGGGAAUGUUGCGAGGAAUGUACUGUAGUGAAGAAAAUUACAGACACCGACAGUGUUUUAGGUGGAGCUUCGCGCUGCUCGCUGAGUCGGACCUGCGAGGAUCUUUUUUUUUUUUUUUUCGAGCCACAACAAAAGCAUGUUUUGCGAUUGUGGAGUCUGUUUGUAAUUUCAACCGGAACCAUCGAGAACCACGGUGGACAGGGUUGUUGUUUUCCACUUUUCUUGUAGAGUGUUUUUUCCUUCAUCAAACUGCCACCAUUCAACACAUGGGUCCUCAGAACUCUUGUGAUGUUUUGUCCCUGACAAAGUUUCGGGUCGUGUUUUUGAUCUGUCUGCUUGUCCUCUUCCUCCAAAUCGGGGAAUCAUCUAUCAUACAGAUACUUUUUUCCUUGUAGAUGUUUAUAUUAUUUAUUUUUAAGUAUCUUGCAGUGUCAACUGUGAGGAACAAGCACAUUUUUUUUUUUAAAGGGACUCCAGUGAAGAUUUUGUUUUAAACUUCCACCAGGCCAGCCAUCGAUGUUACUGAGCAAUAACUAACAUUUCUAUGCUUAUCUCUCUUUGCCUUCUAUUUCCUUUUUUUUGUAUUUACUGUACAUGCACUGGCUUCUUUUCUUAUAAACUGCUUUGUGUAGCAAAUGUAUUUUCACAAUAAAACUGACAACUUUCA